Messenger RNA from Gekko japonicus, 1810 nucleotides. RefSeq names its product metabotropic glutamate receptor 4. Gene Ontology annotation, cellular component: membrane. Gene Ontology annotation, molecular function: adenylate cyclase inhibiting G protein-coupled glutamate receptor activity. Lineage: Eukaryota; Metazoa; Chordata; Lepidosauria; Squamata; Gekkonidae. The record is from RefSeq and is a predicted model, not a curated record. The annotation marks the transcript as partial. The transcript has 6 exons. Gene Ontology annotation, biological process: G protein-coupled glutamate receptor signaling pathway; regulation of synaptic transmission, glutamatergic.
CUGAUGGCUGCCAAGAGGGCCAAUCAGACUGGGCACUUCAUCUGGAUGGGCUCUGACAGCUGGGGCUCCAAAAUUGCCCCAGUGAGAGAUCUGGAAGAGGUGGCUGAAGGAUCUGUUACCAUCUUGCCCAAGAGGGCUUCUGUUAGAGGUUUUGAUCGCUAUUUCUCCAGUAGGACACUGGAUAAUAACCGUCGGAAUAUUUGGUUUGCUGAAUUCUGGGAGGAUAACUUCCAUUGCAAGUUGAGUCGCCAUGCUUUGAAAAAAGGAAGUGCCAUCAAGAAGUGUACAAAUCGUGAGCGGAUUGGCCAGGACUCUGCCUAUGAGCAGGAGGGGAAGGUGCAGUUUGUCAUCGAUGCUGUCUAUGCCAUGGGCCAUGCACUGCACAACAUGCACAAGAACUUGUGCUCUGGAAAGGUUGGCCUCUGCCCCAAGAUGGACCCAGUAGAUGGUGCAGAGCUGCUCAAGUACAUCCGCAGCGUCAAUUUCUCAGGAAUUGCUGGGACCCCUGUGACGUUCAACGAGAAUGGAGAUGCCCCAGGCCGCUAUGACAUCUAUCAGUACCAGAUCAAGAAUGCCACACCUGAGUACAAAGUUAUUGGGCACUGGGCUGAUCACUUGAAUUUAAAAAUGGAGCGCCUGCAUUGGCCUGGAGGAGGCAACCAGGUGCCCACCUCAAUCUGCAGCCAGCCAUGCAAGCCAGGAGAAAGGAAGAAACUGGUGAAAGGUAUCCCAUGCUGCUGGCAUUGUGAGCGCUGUGACGGAUACCAGUAUCAGUACGAUGAGUUCCACUGCAAGGUGUGCCGCUUCAAUGAGCGGCCCAAUGAGAACCACACAGGGUGCAUCCCCAUUCCCAUUGUCAAGCUAGAAUGGGGCUCCCCUUGGGCCGUGGUGCCAGUUUUCAUUGCCAUUGUAGGCAUCAUCGCCACUCUCUUUGUUGUGGUGACCUUUGUGCGCUAUAAUGACACGCCCAUCGUCAAGGCCUCGGGGCGAGAGCUCAGCUACGUGCUGCUGACGGGCAUCUUCCUCUGUUAUGCCACCACCUUUCUGAUGAUUGCUGGGCCUGACAUGGGCACCUGCUCCCUGCGGCGUGUCUUCUUGGGGCUGGGCAUGAGCAUCAGCUAUGCUGCCUUGCUGACUAAAACCAACCGCAUCUAUCGCAUCUUUGAACAGGGCAAAAAGUCGGUCAGCGCCCCUCGCUUCAUCAGUCCUGCUUCCCAAUUGGUCAUCACCUUCAGCCUCAUCUCCCUGCAGCUCGUGGGGGUCUGCAUCUGGUUCAUUGUGGAUCCCUCACACUCCAUCAUCGACUAUGAGGACCAGCGGACUACAGACCCCCGUUUUGCCCGGGGAGUCCUCAAGUGUGACAUUUCAGACCUGUCCCUCAUCUGUUUGCUUGGGUACAGCAUGCUGCUCAUGGUGACCUGCACUGUGUAUGCUAUAAAGACCCGGGGGGUUCCUGAGACCUUUAAUGAAGCCAAGCCCAUUGGGUUCACCAUGUACACCACCUGCAUCGUCUGGUUAGCCUUCAUUCCCAUCUUCUUCGGGACAUCACAGUCAGCAGAGAAGAUGUACAUUCAGACCACAACGUUGACCAUUUCAGUGAGCCUAAGCGCCUCUGUCUCCUUGGGCAUGCUCUAUAUGCCCAAGGUCUACAUCAUCCUCUUCCACCCAGAGCAAAAUGUGCCCAAACGGAAGCGCAGCCUCAAGGCAGUUGUGACAGCAGCCACUAUGUCCAACAAAUUCACUCAGAAAGGAGGCUUCCGCCCCAAUGGAGAGGCCAAAUCGGAACUCUGUGAAAAUCUUGAAACACAAG